Calliphora vicina (urban bluebottle blowfly) is the source of this 637-nucleotide messenger RNA. It is a transcript of the gene Capa, whose product is annotated as Capability. The transcript has 3 exons. The coding region runs from base 35 to 538 and encodes 167 amino acids. The record is from RefSeq and is a predicted model, not a curated record. NCBI's taxonomy places the organism in Eukaryota, Metazoa, Arthropoda, Insecta, Diptera, Calliphoridae.
UCAUAUUUCAAACCGUUUUGCUAAAAAAAAAAACAUGAAAUCUUUUCAAUGUGUGGAUAUUCUUAUUUGUUCGGUAAUGGUAAUGGCCAUUGUUGGCUGUUCUAAAGCCGAACUUGAGCAAACCAAAAAUCGUCGUGGCGGUGGUGGCACUUCGGGCCUUUUUGCUUUUCCCCGCGUAGGUCGCAGCGAUCCCACAUUAAAUCUCAACAAUUUGCAUAACCCAGAUGUAACUGCUGAAAAUGCGGCAGCAGCUGCUGUCGCUGCCUUGGAUAUUUUAUAUCCAUCUUCUUCCUUUGAGGAAUAUGAAGAAUAUCCCAAAUCUGAUGUCAAACGUGCUGGCAUGAUUGUGUAUCCACGCGUUGGCCGCAGUGAUGCUGAUAUACGCAAAUGGGCCAGACUAUUGGCGUUGCAGCAGUCAUUGGAUAAGCGUGCGGGACCCAGUGCCACCACAGGAGUAUGGUUUGGUCCCCGUUUGGGCAAACGUAGUGUUGAUAAUCAACAGUUUGACAAAUCUUCCGGACAGAAAGAGGAAUAUUAAUUUAUUAAGGCCUCUACCCAAACAACAAACAAAUUCCAAAGACAACCUUUGCUAUUCCUAAUGCACACAUGACACUCACCAACUGGAUUUUAAUUAUCG